AUGGCUCCGAGCUAUGAGUGGCUGGAUUGGCGGCCUGACCCUUCCAGGAUUGAUUGUGCUUUGCUUGCUCGCUAUCUCCGCGAGGUCAGCGACCGCCCGAGCACCGCCAUCCCAGAGUUCAGCCCGCCACUGAUCGGCAAGCCCAGUCUCGAGGAGCUCGACAUCGACCCCGUGGUGCCCUCAUGCCGCUCACUCAUCGUCGCGCACCAGCUCCACCAGGUGGCCACGCAGGACGGUAUGAUGUCCGACUCGGAGUACAGCUGCACUUUCGAGCAGAAGCCCCUCUUGGGCGACGAGCUGCUCAGGAGAGGCAUCCUCGACUCUGCGACGAUCACUCGUGAGUACUACCUGGAUCACGACGAGUACGGCCACCAGGCAGUCCAGUAUGAUGGUUUCGAUGCUGCGACCUCUCUGGAUCUUUCUCUGCCACCACGCGUUGGAGAGGCGUUCAUAGAAACAGUGGCUAUAACGACGAAGCUGAGGCUCUGCGACAUCGAGGACUUCCCCGGCGCGCCCGCCGCGGGACACCAGGGCGGAGCCGCAGGCGCGGAGGCCCCGCUGGUCGCCUUCGGCAGGGGCCCCAAGCGGUGGCUGGAGGCGCAGAGGCUCCGGUGGCAGGCCACGCCGCAGGCGUCGCUGGCGGCCGCGGGAGGCUGGAGGCAGUCGCUCUUCCACGAGGCCUCGGCGUGGGCGCCGCUGUCGGCCGAGACGCUGCGCUCCGAGUGGCACGUCGUGUCGAUGGAGCCCGCGCAGGUGCUCCGCAGUGGCUCCGACCUGCGGGCUGGGGACGCGGUGCUCGUCAACCCAGACGACGAAGAGGAGGCGACGAUCGACGAGCUGAGCGCUGGCGAGCUGCAGCCUGGCAAGGUCGUCGGCUUCGUCGGAGGCCUUGUCCGCGUCGCCCUCGAGACGGGGGAGGAGCGCCUCCUGAGCCGCGGCGCGGUGCGUCCUGCGAAGGAGGAGGGCCUCUUCGUGUGCUGGGUCUCCACGGGCCUCGGGCUCUCGCUGCACAGGUGCGAGCUGCUCGCCCGCCGGCGCGUCGUGCUGGCCCUGGAGUCCGACUUCAGCCCGGAGGGUGCGCGAUGCGCCGUGAAGCCCGCGGAGCUGGUGAAGGGACUCCGCGUGUGGCCGCGGCAGCCCAACGAACGCCGCGUCGGGCCGGGCCUCCUCACGAGCGCCGCGCCGGAGAUCGGCUUGUGCAGCGUGACCUGGGAGAGCGGCGUGGUCGAGGCCGUCUUCGCCGCCGACCUCGAGAGGCAGGGCGGGAGCGCGGCGCGCGUGCUGCGCGAUCCGCCGCGCAACAUGCAGCACGCCUGCCUGAUAGAGCUGGAGAUGGCGGAGGACGAGUUCCAGAGGCAGCGGCACGAGGGGAGCCUGGGCGACAGGGACGAGAGCUGGCCGCGCAUCGACUCUGUCUACGAGGCAGAACAGCCCCUCGACUUCGACGUGCGCUGCCGCCUCGGCGCCACAGUGAAGCUGGUGGCCCCCGAGAAGGCCGAGGCGGGCCUUGGGCGGGGCCUGCUGCGGCUCAGCCUGGAGGACACGACGCGGGUGCCCCACGGGGGCUACCUCGCAGGGCUGGUGCCGCAGAGGAACGUCUACGUGCACCUCUGCUUCGACGCCGCGAGGCCGUCGCGCGCGUUCUGCGGCAUCUUCUCGCCCAUCCUCGCAGAGGCGUGGGCGUGCUUCGGCGGCAUCGACCCGGCCGAGGGCGAGACGAUGAGGCCGGCGCUCGAGCAGGCCCUGGCCGAGCAGCUUGCGCAGAGCGCCGGGGGCGACAGGGACGACCUGUCGUUCGUGCGCGCGGAGGCAUCGUUCGUGUCGGGGAAGUCGCUGAGCGCGAUCGCCCAGUGGAUCGACACCCGACUGGAGGACGUGAGGCAGCGUGACGGGGGCCACGUGUGCGUCCUCUGCUCGCAGCUCCCCGCGGCGGAGCUGCGCGGCUUGUCGCAGAGCUUGUACAUCGACCACCGGCAUCAGAGGCGACUCUCGGCGCUGCGCGAGAUGCCGGCAAUGUCUGACACGCAGCCCUGGCUCUGCCUGCUGCUGGCGCUGGCGGCCCUGUGCCGCCUCCCAGCGCCGGCCCGCUCCCUGGAGGCCGCAGACUACCUGGCCGAGGAGUACUUCCCUGGGUUGCACCUGCUGGAUGUGGGGCCCAGUGAUGUCCGCAUCUACAAGGACUGCCAGAGGCCGCGGGACGGAGAGCCCAUCGCUGUCCGCGCGGGCUGGGCGACGAUGGAGGCCGCGCGGGCUGCCUUCGAGUCCGCGCUCGGGAUCAUGCCGCCCGAGCCGCUGCAGACGCCUUGGGCCUUUUUCGACGCUCAGGGCACUCGGCUGGAGACGGUGGAGGCGCUGCUUGGCCUGCGAGUGGCGUUCCUGCUGGAGAUCGGGGUGUGGAUGUGGCCCGCCGUGCGGGUCGGCUUCGUGCAGGAGGCGACCGGGGUAUUGGAGGGAAGGCCCCUCCGGCUAAAGACGCUGUCCUUGAGGCCCGUGAUCUUCGAGGUGGAGGGCUUCAUCAGGCACGAGGAGGCAGACGCGGUGAUAGGCAUGGGCAAGCACAUGGACAUGCACGAUCGAGGACGGUGUGCUUGGCACCGCCGACAAGGUUAA
Messenger RNA from Prorocentrum cordatum, 2610 nucleotides. The record is from the annotation of a GenBank genome assembly. Lineage: Eukaryota; Dinophyceae; Prorocentrales; Prorocentraceae.